Messenger RNA from Labeo rohita (rohu), 9470 nucleotides. RefSeq names its product transmembrane protein 269 (gene tmem269). Gene Ontology annotation, molecular function: phosphotransferase activity, for other substituted phosphate groups. Gene Ontology annotation, cellular component: membrane. The record is from RefSeq and is a predicted model, not a curated record. Lineage: Eukaryota; Metazoa; Chordata; Actinopteri; Cypriniformes; Cyprinidae. The coding region runs from base 7963 to 8556 and encodes 197 amino acids. The transcript has 6 exons. Gene Ontology annotation, biological process: phospholipid biosynthetic process.
AGUUUAAUACUAUAUUCAACUCAGUAACGCAUGACAUUUCUGCUUCCCACAGCACAGAAAAUGGCUGUUUGUUAUGUUUAGGAUUGUUUCAAUGAUGAGUGGUACUAACUGUGUUCUUACAGUCAGUAAUCUUUGGCAAGCUUUGGGAUGGUUGGCACAAGAUUGAAACUAUGUGAAGUUGUAGAAAAAACAAACAAACAAGUGUGGUGUUCCUCAUGCGGAGGACGAACUUAAAGCUUUAGAGACUCGGCUGCACUUUAACUCGGUGUAUUGAGCUGGAUUUAAGCCUAUUUUGACUAUUUAUCCAUCCCCAAAUUAACAACUGAAGGUUUGAUGAAAUGCAUUAACAUGCAAACUUAAUGACAAAGUGGUUUUUAUAGAUAACCGAAUAGUUGUUUCUUAGCAAUUGGCUUGUAUAUCUGUAAACUAGAAAAUAAGGGCCAUGAUUUUUAUGACUAUAGAGGUGUUUUUGUCUCAUAGUUGCUUAGACUAGCUGCCAAAUAAGUUCUUGGUUUUAACUGUUACCUGGUUACACCGAGGUUCAGUUACACAACUUGAGUUAUGCCUUUCCUAUGUAUAGUAUUAGGCAGUGUUCUAGAAACAGAUAAAUGUUAAUCCUGUCAAUCCUGGCUCUGUCACAUGGCUAGACAUGCACAAAGACCUGUGGUAAUGGCAACUAGGGGUCUUUAGGCAAAAUAUAGCUGCAAUGCUCUUUGAUGUUCCUGUUAGUUGAUAAGAUUACACUCCCAGAACAAAAAGGAGCUCCUUCUCUUUCUUCACCUCAUCCUUUAUUAUACUUUGGACUACGUUCUAGUUCUUUCUCUAGGUAAUAUGUAAUUUGAGGUUUGCUACUCUCUAUCUAGUGUUAUCUAAGGGUCUGUAAACAGGAAGUCAUAUUUAUUCAUAUUGUGAUUGUUAAACCAUUUGACAGUGGCACAAGCAAACACAAUGCAUAACCAGUAAUUCAGAAUUUUUAGUGGCGUGGCAUUGCAUUUGUAGAAAUAUAUGAUGCCAUUACUUUUAUAGUUCACUGCAACACUGUCAUGCCACAUUUCAUCAGUCAGCUCUGUUAGUCCAAUACUGGUAUUUUGCAUCAUUUUGUGCGAGGCAUUUUAUUUUGUGAUUUUUUUUAUUAUUUUAUUUUACACAUAAUAGGCCAUCCUGACUUGUGUGAAUGAAAGGUUAUUUCAGACACUAUUUGGUUGAACUAUAAUAUACACUACCAUUUAAAAGUUUUGGGUCGAUAGCUCUCUUAUGCUCACCAAGGCUGCAUUUAUUUGAUCAAAAAUACAGUAAAAGGUAAUAUUGUGAAAUAUUAUUGCAAUUUAAAGCGACUUAAGUUAUAUCUUUAUUGUCACUUGAUCAAUUUAAUGCAUCCCUGCUGAAUAAAAGUAUUCAUUUCUUUAAAAAAAAAUUCUAAUGACCCCAGGCAUUUGAAUGGUAGUGUGUGCUUUCACGGCCAAUAUUAUUCAUAUUAGGCUGCUUGCUUUAAGCAGCUUUAUUCAUUUAAGAUGGUUAUUCUCAACAAAUAUCACACAUGCUUUAAAGGGCUAGUUCACCCAAAAAUUAAUUACUCACCCUCAAGUUGUUAUAAACCUCUAAGACCUUUGUUCACCUUCGAAACACAAAUUAAGAUAUUUUUGAUGAAAUCGGAGAGCUUUCUGACCUUGCAUAGACAGCAACACAACUGAUGCAUUCAAGGCCUUAAAAAAAUCCUUAAAGUGCCCCUAUUAUGCGUUUUCAAAUAUGAUCUUUCAUGCAGUGUGUCAUGUAGCUGUGUGUGAACAUAAACUAUCUGCAAAGUUGUGAAGCCGACAGUGCACCAUACAUAAAGUUAUUGUCUAUCAAAAAAAGAGUCGACUCACAUUUGCCUAAACGAGUCAUCAGGAAUUCAAAUCUUUUUCUGUUACGGCCACACGUCACGAAGUAACAGAUUUGCAUAAUGUCCGCCCACGUUCUACGUCGCGAACAACUUGCCCGCCCAUAAAUUACCAUUGGUUUACGUCACAUGGAAAUUUACAUGUACAUUAUACAGAAGACGCUGUAUCAUACGCUGUGAGUAAAACUGUUUUAUAUUCACUUCCAAAAGAUGAUGAAUCUACAAAGAUUGUAUUUUCUAGCGAUCGUUCAAAAUACGUAGUUGUGUAUGUUAUGUUGUGUAACAACCCUGCACAUGUCAUGCAUCACGCUUCUGUAGUUCUGUUGUUCAGCUGUGGGUCCACUGUAGUCUGACAAUUUGUGAUUGAUGCAGCUUGACUGUCUGUCUGUCUCAUUAGUUUAAGUACUGAUAAAAGAUGGCGCACGAAGCGGCUUUCACACCGAAUGCGGAAAGAGUUGUGCUAUGAAACCCAUUCGUUUUAAUUGCUUCCGCCCUGCGAGGACGGCUUGUUUCGGUCUUGACCAAAGCGGACGCGCAGCGGAGCGCGCACGCCGCGGACAAAGUUCAAAUGAGUUGUUCAAAUGAACUUUUGCCGCUGCGCUCUGAAGGGCUGCACUGAACCCAGCGGCCAGCGCAGCGCUUUCCGCGUUCGGUGUAAAAGACGUUUAAUGCAUUAUACAAGGUUGAAGUUUACAACAUAGAGGUGUGCCCAGUUCGGUUAUAAAAGCAAAUUGCGAGGACUUUACACGGUAGCCCGUGCUAACUUGUUGAUCAGCCACUUCAGCCGUUUCAUCGUCAGACUCUGGCUGGAAUUGUUAUGGUAAAAUCGAUGCCAUCUUUUCUAUGUAUUGACAAUUAUCCAGGGCUGUCAGUCAGUUAUGGCAAUGGGCGUUUUGUUCUGCGACAUGCUGUACGCGGUAAACCAAUCAUAAAGGACUGCGCCAUCUGACCAAUCACAGCAGUGAGGGCUCACAGAAAGGAGGGGUUUAGAGAGACUGAUUCUUCGAACUGCUACGCACAAGUCGUUUAUGAAUCAUUUAGAAAUGAGGUGAAAUUAAAUCUAUUUUUGGAGAAAACUAAAAUGUUUUUUGACCUUGCAUACAUGUAAACCUGUUUUGGGAGUCUAUUAAAACAAUAUUAGCAACCUUUAAAAUGGCAUAAUAGGGGCACUUUAAAAUAGUCCAUGUGAUAUCAGUGGUAAUUUUAUUAAAUUACAAGAAUAUUGUGCAAAGAAAAUAUGAUGUCACAUGGACUAUUUUAACAAUGUCCUUACUACCUCUCUGGGCCUUCAACAUAGUAGUUGCACUGCUGUCUAUGCAGAGUUCUCAGAUUUAGGGCUGAUUUGAGUACUUGCUUUUGUGGACAUUUCACUUGGGUCUAUUUUUAUUACUACAAAAAAAUAACAACUGAUUACUUGAUUAAUCAUCAGAAUAAUCGGCUGAUUACUCGAUUACCAAAAUAUUUGCUAGUGACAGCCCUACUUAGAUUUCUAUACAUCUUGUGGUCUGAAGAUGAACAAAGGUCUUACGGAUUUGGAACGACAUGAGGGUGAGUAAUUAAUGACAAAAUUUUUCAUUUUUGGGUAAACUGUCCCUUUAAUAAACCUUACAUACAUUAUAGAAAACAUUUAGUAUGCAAGGUCUAAUUGCCUCAAAGAACAUUAAGUUCUAUGGUGAAUUGUGUAUGUUGGCAUGUGCUGUGUCUCACUGACUGUUUUCUUUCAGAUGAAGAGUCGCUUGAAAUCAGCUGGCUUUGGAAUCACAUCAAGUUCAGGUUACAAACACAAUAGUAGGAAUCCUUCCUUAAAGGUGGAGUGUGUCAUUUUUUAUACUUUAGAAUACUCCCAGUUUAUUAUUCAGAGAUAGUUACAAGUAGAUGAUUCACUGGUUGAGUCCCCCUAAAAGUGAACACUCUGGUUUAAUGGCGCUAAUAUAUUAUAAUAUAUUAUAAAAAUAUUGCGCUGUUGGUUUGAGCAACCUAACAUAGCAACAUUGGCUCAGUGAAAGGUGUGGGUUUGGGGCAGAGCUAUAUGUUUUGCUGACCAGUGGCAAACAGGGGGAAUUGCUAAUGACACAAAUUACACACUUCACCUUUAAACCUUUUUGAUGUCUUUUUAAAUGUUAGGCAAGUUUUUUUUUUGUAUUACUGAGCUUAAAAGAUUUACACUGAAUGACACAUGUGCAUGUGCUCUUGCAUGCUUCUCUCACCUAGAAAAGCAGCACAUGCCAAAGAAUGAAAGUUGACAUGCAAAGAAACUUGUAGGGAAUGUCAUGCAUAGACAUUUUAGUGUUUUUUUUUUUUUUGUCUUAAUACAUUUUAUGGACAAAAGUAUUGGACCACACCUCUUAAUUGUCGCAUUCAGGUGUUUCAACCAUUGCCACAAGUGUAUAAAAUCAAGCACUUAUCCAUGCAGUCUGCAUUUAUAAACCUUUGGGGAAAAAACAGGCCAUUCUGAAGAGCUCAGUGAAUUCAAAUGAGGUACUGUGAUAGGAUGCCACUUUUGCAGUAAGUCAGUUCAAGAAAUUUCAUCCCUGCUGGAUACCCCACAAUCAGCUGUAAGUAGUGUUUUUGGAAAGUAAAAACGAACAGCCAUUAAGCAGAAGACCAUAUAAAGUCACAGAACAGAGCAACUGAGUGCUGAGGCACCAACCGCUCUUCUGAAACCAUUCUAAAGAGAUCCAAACUUCCACUGGCAGUAAUAUCACUACUGUGCAGUAGGAACGUCAUGGAAUGGGUUUCCAUGAACAAGCAACUGCAUGCAAGCCUCACAUCACCAAGUACAAUGUCAAGCGUCGAAUGGAGUGAUGUAAAGCACAUGACUACUGGACUCUGGAGCAGUGGAAACCUGUUCUGUGGCGUGAUGAAUCUUGCUUCUCUGUUUGGCAGCCUGAUGGGUGAGUUUGGAUUUGGAGGAUACUAGGAGAAUGUAACCUGCCUGACUGCAUUUCGCCAAUUUGGUGGAGGAGGGAUAAUGAUAUCUUCAGGGGUUGGGCUAGGCCAGGGGUGCCCAACCCUGGUCCUGGAGGUCUGCCUUCCUGCAGAGUUUAGUUCCAACCCUGAUAAAACACACCUGUCUGUAAUUAUCAAGUACUUCUUCAGAUCCUAGUUGGUUCAGGUGUGUUUGAUCAGGGUUGCAACUCUGCAGGAAGGUAGAUCUUCAGGAACAGGGUUGAGCAUCUCUGGGCUAGGCCGAUUACUCCCGGUGAAGGGAAGUUAUAAAGACAUUAUAACAAUGCUUCCAACCUUGCAGGAACAGUGUGGGGAAGGACCUUUUGGUACCCCAGGGAACAAAGAAAGGUCCAUAAAGAGAUGAGUAAAUGAGUUUGGUGUGGAAGAAUGGGACUGGCCUAUACAGAGCCCUGACAUCAACACCACUGAACAACUUUAAGAUGAACUGGAAUGGUGAUUGCAAGCUAGGUCUUUUUAUCCAACAUUGGUUCCAGACCUCACAAAUGCUCUACCGAAUACUGACAAUGCACCAAAGAGGAAACUGACAAUACACCAACAGACAAGACAGAGCAUGUUACUUUUGGUCUGAAACAAAGUCUCAGUUUUCAAAUUUUGUCAUUUUUUUAAAAAGAAAUUCAAGCAAUAGCUAAUGCUGUAGCACCUCAGUUCAGGCAGCAUGUGAACCAAUCGUCUCCUCCUCAUUUCUAGUUAUUAGGGAUGGGCGAUAUGGGCUUAAAAAUGUAUGAUGAUAAUUUCUGGUAUUAUUGCAAUAACAAUAUCAGUGACGAUAAUUCAGGGAAUCCCGUUUCUUUGAACUGUUUCUUUCCUAUUUUUACCCAAAAUAGAGCAUAACUGUGUACACACGUACAAUAUAAUGAUUGUUCUGACUGUCCUGUCCUGACUAUCCUGACUGAUUUGUUUGUCGGAUGAAAUGGUGAAUUCAGUGUUAUGAUUGGUCAGAUCACCUGUCAAUCAAGCUCCCUGCAAAGGGUCAGUUCCCUCAGAAACACUCCAAAAUAUUUCCUAGAAGAGUGGAAGCCAUUAUAGCAGCAAAAGGCUGACCAAGUCUGUAUUAAUAUCUGUGUAUUUGGAUGUAUGUAUAUAUGUAUUUAUGCUUUAUAGCAGAAGUAAUAGUACUGACGAUGCUCCAGGAAAUCUCUAAUCCAUUUAUGAAUUAGAAAUUUUAACUGAGAAAAUUUGACAAUAAACAUACAAUUGCUACAAUAUUUGGUUUGUCUGUGUUGUUCUUGGGUAUUUUUAUAAGGAUAAAGUAUAGUUCAAAUGCAAUACUAAUCAACAUAGCUUUUAUAAUACUAUAAAAUAGUAUGAUUUCUGCCUCAUUCUGUGAUAUGAAGCCACGUUUGAUUGGAAAAGGUUAUUUUAAACACUCGACUAUGUUAAUAAAGUUAAUUUAGAGUAAAAGCAUGUCAAUAAAUGACGUCUUAGUCGGACAACAGGUUUGUAAACAUGCAAAACUGUAUCGCCCAAGUGCUACUGUAGAUUGUUAUUAACGCGGGAAGGCUAAUUCUUAUCGUGGGGAAAAAUUUUACUGGUAUCGCCCAUCCCUAGUAGUUAUAGCACAAAAUAAACAUGAAUGAACAUCAGAAGGUAUUUUAUUUCAACCGCGGAAACCGUGUCAAUACACACCAUUUUUCAAGUUUAAGUUCACUUAAGUUAAUCUACUAUCCUGACUGAUUUGUUUGUCGGACGAAAUGGUGAAUUCGGUGUUAUGAUUGGUCAGAUCAUAACCUGUCAAUCAACCACAAUCUUUCCUAGAAGAGUGGAAGCCAUUAUAGCAGCAAAAGGCUGACCAACUCUGUAUUAAUAUCUGUGUAUUUGGAUGUAUGUAUAUAUGUAUUUAUGUCAGGUGUCCCAAUACUUUUGUCCAUAAAGUGUAUCUGCUAAUGGGGGAUCUGAUUCUCUACUAACAUCCCAAUAAAGAUAUUUCAAAUACGCAUUGCAUAAUAAUCAAAAUGUUACACGUGAUUAUGUGAAUUUAUCUAGCAAAAUACGCAUUCAACUACUUGAGAUGGUCAUUUAGAUGUUAUGCCCACUGAUUUGCUCCAACACAAAGACUUCUUUGUGUGACUUCAUUGAAAAUCACUGCAGUGUUCCAGUGGCAAAACAGUCUUGGUCACACAUAAGGAAAAGCACUCGAAUUUUAACAAGUCUUUUUUUGCUUAUUUACCUGUUUUGAGAACAUUGACUGUUAAUAUUGUUUUCAUUUUGUAGUACAAUGUGAAUUUGAAUGUAUACAUUUAGCUAUCAUCUGUACAGUCAGCAUUCUCAAUAGCACUUCUAAGUGAAAUUGCUGUAAUAAUGCUUGGAUACAGUAUAAACUGUCCAUUUAAAUGGUUGAUUAGUGAAUGAUUUAUAAGAGUACUGCUUGAGGAUAUGAAUCCACAGUGCACUGCAUCAUUGCCAGUUGCCGUGGGUGUGAAUAAACAUAACUUCUUGUACAAAGACAGACAUCUCAUUGUAAAAAUGGUGAUGUUAGCCAUGUUUAAUAACCCCUCAAUCAAACAUUGUCAAAGCAGCACCAAAUUCUCUUAGUGCAAGGUAUGGAUGCUUUAACCAUCAAUCUGGAUGUCUUUUAGGCCUUGUUCACACUGGCAGCCCAAAUGCCAUGAUGUACAUAAGCUAAUUUCCAACUCCUCUCCUUACAGCUAGUUUGUUGCAUCUGGUUGGGAAGAUGACAGUUAUUGAAUGAAAUCUAUUGCUUAGUCUUUCUUAAAUAUUGGACUUAAACAGCAAAUGUCUGCAGUGUGAUCAUAACCUUUUUUCUAGAGCUGUAGUCUGUCAGAUUAGAGGGCCGAUGGCUUUAGAUCAAUGCGAUGUUUGAAUUGUAAAUGAGCCAUCACUUCGGUAAUGUUCUCUCCCAAAACAUCUUUAUCAUUUCUGUUGAAAAUUUGUAAUUUGAUGUGGUAAUAGUGCCUUGUGGUUUUGGUAUACAGAGGGAUGAGGAGACAUUUGUAAUCACAUUGUUUUGAUCAUAUCUAAUAAGUGAGCAAGAGUUUCAUUCUGUUGCCUUUCUCCAGGACGCUAACAAACUGCUCCUAAACGAACAAGCUAACUGGGUGCAUCUAAAGGAGUUUGCCCGAAAAAAUGCUGCCAACGCUCUUUCUGUUGCCAACAUGCUCAUGGGCAUGGCCUCAAUCCUCUGCAGUCUCAGUGGCCAUCAUCAUGCCGCGUGCUGGCUGGUUCUGAUCGGUUACCUGCUGGAUUUGGCAGAUGGAGCAGUUGCUAGGCAACUGAAUGCGUGUUCUGCACUGGGUGCAAAGUUGGAUGACUUUGCUGAUUUCACAACAUUUGGAAUAGCAACAUCUCUCAUCUUAAGGACACCCAGUCUUCUGGAUAACAUCUUAUGCAUGUUGUACGUGCUGUCUGUCUAUAUUCGUCUCUGCUUCUUCUCUAGCGGAAUCCCAUUCAUGUACCGUGGCCUACCAUGCAUCUACUCCUCUGCCAUCCUGGUGUGUGUUUCUCUGCUGACUGGAGGAAAUAUGGCAGUACUGAGAAUCCUAGCAGUGGCCAUGAUUCUCUUCAUGGUCAGUCAGAACUUCUACCCACAUGACAGAGUACUGGAGUCUCAGGCCUGGAAGAAGGUGGUCUACAUUGGAGGAGUUGCCAUGGUGUUUUGCUCCUCCUUCCCUCCAGCAUGCGUUUACUACUUGUUAUGGUCAGUUUCCUACAUAUUGUUUCCAACAACCCUGUGGAGCAGCAAAGUGUAAAGGGGUAAUGGCCUAUAAGCCUCACGUCACGUAUCCCCUUUCUGCAAAGGAAAAUCAAAACUCAGAAAACCAUUUUUAAAUCAUUUUUGUUUUGAGGUGAUGAACUUCAUAAAAUCGACAUGAUCUAGAAGGCUUACGGACAUCAUGAUUGCUGCUGUUGUUUCAUCGCGAAAGAUGAGAAAUGCUCUUUACCUCUGCUUCACAUGUAUUGUCGUGUGUUUGAAUGGCAUGUUGACAGAGACACAGCAGAUGGUCUCGGAUAUAGUAUGUGUGGUGUUUGUUGCACAGUUCUGCCUAAAUGAAUCAAAUCUGAAGAGUAGAGAUUGUCAAAUUUGCUGUGGAAUUUAUAUUUGUAGAACUACUGCUUUUUGGUUGUUUAAGAGACUGAAAGAUCCGAAACAUAUAUUUUUUUCACAACUCAGAUCUCAAUUAUAAUCAAAAUUUCUGCUUAUUAAAAAAUUAUUAAAAAAAACAAACAAAUAAUGACCACAAGGGAAUUUUAUGCAUAUGACCUGUGUAAUUUCAUGUAAAAAACAAUACAGUAUGAUUAGGGUAGUAGCUAUCAUCAUAUACCUGGUUAAUGUGUGACUUAAAAUACUUCAUGUCCCAUUUAAUAUUAGGUGGGCCUUCAAAACAAAUGCCUUGUAACAAUAUGACAAAUCCUACGGUUGAUUUAAUUUUGAUAAAUGAGUUUAUCUGUACCAUUUAACCUCUGUUUUAAGGGGUUCUGCUUCCUGACUCACGGUUAUCAGUAAUUGCUUGUGUUUAGCGAGUGAUCUUUCAUUGAAUUUGCUAUGUACUGUUCACGGGUUCAGUGGGAACCCUGCAACAUAACAGUAUUGAGGCAUUAUUUUGUGUUUUGUGCACCACUUGUGGUUACUUUUUAUUAAAAUUUAGUGGUGUUAAGAAGAAAA